Chlorocebus sabaeus (green monkey) is the source of this 4173-nucleotide messenger RNA. The record is from RefSeq and is a predicted model, not a curated record. NCBI's taxonomy places the organism in Eukaryota, Metazoa, Chordata, Mammalia, Primates, Cercopithecidae.
CCCCUAGUGACCGCGAAUUCCGGAGCGCCCCAGCUCUGGCUUCCCGGCUCCGGGAACUGCCUCGCCGCACCCCACCCCCAGCAGCUGGGCCCUGACGCGGAGUGGGAGCCCGAAGCCCCCAGUAUUGCUGGGCAUCUUCGCCCUCACCUGUUGGCUCUUUUGGACGGAAGAGUCUGAUUUAGAAGAAUACAAAUCAUGGCUGGAAAUAGUGUAUUAACAUCCGCUACUGGGAGGACUAGCUUGGCAGACUCUUCCAUUUUUGAUUCUAAAGUUACUGAGAUUUCCAAGGAAAACUUACUUAUUGAAUCUACUUCAUAUGUAGAAGAAGAGAUGCCUCAGAUUGAAACAAGAGUGAUAUUGGUUCAAGAAGCUGGAAAACAAGAAGAACUUAUAAAAGCCUUAAAGACUGUUAAAAUAAUGGAAGUCCCUGUUAUAAAGAUAAAAGAAAGUUGUCCUGGAAAAUCGGAUGAAAAAUUAAUAAAAAGUGUUAUGAAUAUGGACAUUAAAGUGGGCUUUGUAAAGAUGGAGUCAGUGGAAGAAUUUGAAGGUUUGGAUUCUCCAGAAUUUGAAAAUGUAUUCGUAGUCAUGGACUUUCAGGAUUCUGUCUUUAAUGACCUCUACAAGGCUGAUUGUAGAGUUAUUGGACCACCAAUUGUAUUAAAUUGUUCACAAAAAGGAGAGCCUUUGCCAUUUUCAUGUCGCCCAUUGUAUUGUACAAGUAUGAUGAAUCUAGUACUAUGCUUUACUGGAUUUAGGAAAAAAGAAGAACUAGUCCGAUUGGUGACAUUGGUCCAUCACAUGGGUGGAGUCAUUCGAAAAGACUUUAAUUCAAAAGUUACACAUUUGGUGGCAAAUUGUACACAAGGAGAAAAAUUCAGGGUUGCUGUGAGUCUAGGUACUCCAAUUAUGAAGCCAGAAUGGAUUUAUAAAGCUUGGGAAAGGCGGAAUGAACAGGAUUUCUGUGCAGCAGUUGAUGACUUUAGAAAUGAAUUUAAAGUUCCUCCAUUUCAAGAUUGUAUUUUAAGUUUCCUGGGAUUUUCAGAUGAAGAGAAAACCAAUAUGGAAGAAAUGACUGAAAUGCAAGGAGGUAAAUAUUUACCGCUUGGAGAUGAAAGAUGCACUCACCUUGUAGUUGAAGAGAAUAUAAUAAAAGAUCUUCCCUUUGAACCUUCAAAGAAACUUUAUGUUGUCAAGCAAGAGUGGUUCUGGGGAAGCAUUCAAAUGGAUGCCCGAGCUGGAGAAACUAUGUAUUUAUAUGAAAAGGCAAAUACUCCUGAGCUCAAGAAAUCAGUGUCAAUGCUUUCUCUAAAUACCCCUAAUAGCAAUCGCAAAAGACGUCGUUUAAAAGAAACACUUGCUCAGCUUUCAAGAGAGACAGACGUGUCACCGUUUCCUCCCCGUAAGCGCCCAUCAGCUGAGCAUUCCCUUUCUAUAGGGUCACUCCUAGAUAUCUCCAACACACCAGAGUCUAGCAUUAACUAUGGAGACACCCCGAAGUCUUGUACUAAGUCUUCUAAAAACUCCACUCCAGUUCCUUCAAAGCAGUCAGCAAGGUGGCAAGUUGCAAAAGAGCUUUAUCAAACUGAAAGUAAUUAUGUUAAUAUAUUGGCAACAAUUAUUCAGCUAUUUCAAGUACCAUUGGAAGAGGAAGGACAACGUGGUGGACGUAUCCUUGCACCAGAGGAGAUUAAGACUAUUUUUGGUAGCAUCCCAGAUAUCUUUGAUGUACACACUAAGAUAAAGGAUGAUCUCGAAGACCUUAUAGUUAAUUGGGAUGAGAGCAAAAGCAUUGGUGACAUUUUUCUGAAAUAUUCAAAAGAUUUGGUAAAAACCUACCCUCCCUUUGUAAACUUCUUUGAAAUGAGCAAGGAAACAAUUAUUAAAUGUGAAAAACAGAAACCAAGAUUUCAUGCUUUUCUCAAGAUAAACCAAGCAAAACCAGAAUGUGGACGGCAGAGCCUUGUUGAACUUCUUAUCCGACCAGUACAGAGGUUACCCAGUGUUGCAUUACUUUUAAACGAUCUUAAGAAGCAUACAGCUGAUGAAAAUCCAGACAAAAGCACUUUAGAAAAAGCUAUUGGAUCACUAAAGGAAGUAAUGAUGCAUAUUAAUGAGGAUAAGAGAAAAACAGAAGCUCAAAAGCAAAUUUUUGAUGUUGUUUAUGAAGUAGAUGGAUGUCCAGCUAAUCUUUUAUCUUCUCACCGAAGCUUAAUACAACGGGUUGAAACAAUUUCUCUAGGUGAGCACCCCUGUGACAGAGGAGAACAAGUGACUCUUUUCCUCUUCAAUGAUUGCCUAGAGAUAGCAAGAAAACGGCACAAGGUUAUUGGCACUUUUAGGAGUCCUCAUGGCCAAACCCGACCCCCAGCUUCUCUUAAGCAUAUUCACCUAAUGCCCCUUUCUCAGAUUAAGAAGGUAUUGGACAUAAGAGAGACAGAAGAUUGCCAUAAUGCUUUUGCCUUGCUUGUGAGGCCACCAACAGAGCAGGCAAAUGUGCUACUCAGUUUCCAGAUGACAUCAGAUGAACUUCCAAAAGAAAACUGGCUAAAGAUGCUGUGUCGACAUGUAGCCAACACCAUUUGUAAAGCAGAUGCUGAGAAUCUUAUUUAUACUGCUGAUCCAGAAUCCUUUGAAGUAAAUACAAAAGAUAUGGACAGUACAUUGAGUAGAGCAUCAAGAGCAAUAAAAAAGACUUCAAAAAAGGUUACAAGAGCAUUCUCUUUCUCCAAAACUCCAAAAAGAGCUCUUCGAAGGGCUCUUAUGACAUCCCACGGCUCAGUGGAAGGAAGAAGUCCUUCCAGCAAUGAUAAGCAUGUAAUGAGUCGUCUUUCUAGCACAUCAUCAUUAGCAGGUAUCCCUUCUCCCUCCCUUGUCAGCCUUCCUUCCUUCUUUGAAAGGAGAAGUCAUACGUUAAGUAGAUCUACAACUCAUUUGAUAUGAAGCGUUACCAAAAUCUUAAAUUAUAGAAAUGUAUAAACACCUCAUACUCAAAUAAGAAACUGACUUAAAUGGUACUUGUAAUUAGCACUUGGUGAAAGCUGGAAGGAAGAUAAGUAACACUAAAGUAUGCUAUUUGAUUUUUCUUCUUGAAAGAGUAAGGUUUACCUGUUACAUUUUCAAGUUAAUUCAUGUAAAAAAAUGAUAGUUAUUUUGAUGUAAUUUAUCUUUUUGUUUGAAUCUGUCAUUCAAAGGCCAAUAAUUUAAGUUGCUAUCAGCUGGUAUUAGUAGCUUUGCAACCCUGAUAGAGUAAAUACAUUUUAUGGGUGGGUGCCAAAUACUGCUGUGAAUCUAUUUGUAUAGUAUCUGUGAAUGAAUUUAUGGAAAUAAAUAUUUGUGCAGCUCAAUUUAUUCAGAGAUUAAAUGACAUCAUAAUACUGGAUAAAAACUUGCAUAGAAUUCUGAUUAGAUAGUGGGUCUGUUUCACAUGUGCAGUUUGAAGUAUUUAACCACUCCUUUUGCAGUUUAUUUUCUUCUCAAGCGUUUUCAAGAUCUAGCAUGUGGAUUUUAAAAGAUUUGCCCUUAUUAACAAGAAUAACAUUUAAAGGAGAUUGUUUCAAAAUAUUUUUGCAAAUUGAGAUAAGGACAGAAAGAUUGAGAAACAUUGUAUAUUUUCCAAAAACAAGAUGUUUGUAGCUGUUUCAGAGAGAGUACUAUAUAUUUAUGGUGAUUUUAGCCACUAGCAAAUCUUGAUUUAGUUUGAUAGUGUGUGGAAUUUUAUUUUGAAGGAUAAGACCAUGGGAAAAUUGUGGUAAAGACUGUUUGUACCCUUUAUGAAAUAAUUCCGAAGUUGCCAUCAGUUUUACUAAUCUUCUGUGAAAUACACAGAUAUGUGUGUGUUCAACUUUUUAUUAUGGUCUUUUAAUUAAAUGUAAAGUUGAAAAUUCAUUUGCUAUUUCAAAGUGUGAUAUCUUUCACAAUAGCCUUUUUUAUAGUCAGUAAUUCAGAAUAAUCAAGUUCAUAUGAAUAAAUGCAUUUUUAUUUCCUAUUUCUUUAGGGAGUACUACAAAUGUUUGCCACUUAAUUUUCAAGUAUCUGUUUUAAUAGUUAACUGACUAUAGAUUUUCUAUGCCGUGUAUGUGCCACUUCUGAGAAUAGUAAAUGACUCUUUGCUAUAUUUUAAAAGCAAUUGUAUUAGUAAGAACUUUGUAAAUAAAUACCUAAAACCCAAGUGUA